AUGGGGGUGGUACCAACACCACUCCCAUCCAAGCCCGACGGGAAGGCGGGCAGCAUGGUCACCGGGAGGAGCUUUGGUCGGGUGGCGGCCACGGGCACGGCGCGAAAAAGGGCUGCGUCAAAAGGACGCAGCGCCCCUACUACCGCGCCUGCUGCGCCCGCUUCCGCUGUUUCUGCUUCCACCGCAGCAAAGCAGCCGGGCUUAAGGGUGGCAAAGGGACGGAAAGCUCCCCGCCCAAAGGCCGCCAAAACGGCGAUUAAGACGGUGGCCAAAGAGGCGCCCGCUAAGCGGGCGGAUCAAGGGAAGCCACCACCACCACCCCCACCCAAGGAUGGGGGAGAGAAGGAAGCGCCUAUACAGGAGGGCGGCUUUACGGUGCAGUUGAGUAAAAAGGCUCGGCAGAAGGCAGCAAAGGAGGAGAAGGCCAAGACCGCCAAGCCGUAG
Trachymyrmex cornetzi is the source of this 444-nucleotide messenger RNA. RefSeq names its product atherin-like. The record is from RefSeq and is a predicted model, not a curated record. Bases 1 to 444 code for a protein of 147 amino acids. The transcript has a single exon. NCBI's taxonomy places the organism in Eukaryota, Metazoa, Arthropoda, Insecta, Hymenoptera, Formicidae.